GGGGGAAGCUUUGUGUUUGUUUGUUUCCUUGGUUAGCAUGAGUCAAGCGCCUUUUUUAUUAGUAAUGUAUAGCAGAUAAAAGUAGUUUUGCGUCGUUCUAAAGUAGAAUAAGUACGUAUCUUGUGAAUUCUUUAUUUAUUCAGAUGUCCGUUGGUGUCCGUGGCGUUUUGUUUACGCGCUGAAACGUUAAAGCGGGUUUUGCUAAUCACGUGCGUUCGCCUGCAGAUGCUUCACUAGAGAUCUCCAACAUGGCCAAUGACAGGUUACGGGCUCUGGAGGAUGUGGAAAAGGAGAUCGCUGUCGUUCUUCAGUGUGCAGGAACCAUAGUGCUGGAGUUGUCCAAGGAGAAGCACAAUGCAAGUUUGUUAGACCGGCAGCUCAACCAGUUUCAGACCUCCAUUAACAGGAUUGAGAGUGAGCUCAGCUCUCAGAUCCGCUACCUCACACAGGUGGCGACUGGGCAGCCUCACGAAGGGUCAACGUACUCCGCACGAAAGGACUGCCAGAUGGCCCUGAACCGUGCCGAAUACGCACGUGUCAAACUGGGAGAACUGAGACGCACCUGUGAGACGAUGCUCGACCCCCAGACUUGACGUCCAUCACGUCUUCAUUACUUAAAAUCUUGUUAAAGACUUUUGAACAUAAGCUUUGUGAGAAAUCUCACUUUUGUACCGCUUUCUAUCAGAUAACUUUACAUUAUCAUGUUGUAUAAAUGCUUCACUGUUUUGUAACAAAUAAAUAAAAUGUGUUUUUU
Molecule: messenger RNA, 754 nt
Organism: Hemibagrus wyckioides
Lineage: Eukaryota; Metazoa; Chordata; Actinopteri; Siluriformes; Bagridae
Gene: med11
Product: mediator complex subunit 11
Exons: 3
Coding region: 249-593 (114 amino acids)
Biological process (GO): regulation of transcription by RNA polymerase II
Cellular component (GO): mediator complex
Molecular function (GO): transcription coregulator activity
Source: RefSeq, a predicted model, not a curated record